Plasmodium vinckei vinckei is the source of this 663-nucleotide messenger RNA. RefSeq names its product 1-cys peroxiredoxin, putative. Lineage: Eukaryota; Apicomplexa; Aconoidasida; Haemosporida; Plasmodiidae. Gene Ontology annotation, biological process: cell redox homeostasis; cellular oxidant detoxification. The transcript has a single exon. Bases 1 to 663 code for a protein of 220 amino acids. The record is from RefSeq and is a predicted model, not a curated record. Gene Ontology annotation, cellular component: cytosol; mitochondrion. Gene Ontology annotation, molecular function: peroxiredoxin activity.
AUGGCAUAUCAUUUAGGAGCAAAAUUUCCAAAUUUUACAGCCAAAGCUUCAGGAAUAGAUGGGGAUUUCGAAUUAUAUAAGUAUAUAGAAAAUAGUUGGGCAAUAUUAUUUAGUCACCCAAAUGAUUUUACCCCAGUAUGCACAACUGAAUUAGCUGAAUUAGGAAAAAUGCAUGAUGAAUUUCUAAAACUUAAUUGUAAAUUAGUAGGAUUUAGUUGUAAUUCAAAAGAAUCACAUGAACAAUGGAUAGAGGAUAUAAAACAUUAUGGAAAAUUAAAUAAAUGGGAAAUUCCUAUUGUUUGUGAUGAAUCAAGAGAACUUGCUAAUAAAUUAAAAAUUAUGGAUGAGGAAGAAAAAGAUAAAAGUGGUUUACCAUUAACAUGUAGAUGCCUUUUUUUUAUUUCCCCUGAAAAAACAAUUAAAGCAACUGUAUUAUAUCCAGCUACAACAGGCAGAAAUGCUCAAGAGAUUUUAAGAGUUUUAAAAUCUUUGCAACUUACUUCUAAAACACCAGUAGCUACACCUGUUAAUUGGAAUGAAGGUGAUAAAUGUUGUGUCAUUCCAACUCUUCAGGAUGAUGAAAUAUCGAAACAUUUUAAAAAUGAAAUAACCAAAGUUGAUAUGCCAUCAAAAAAAAAAUAUCUCAGAUUCGUUGAUUUAUGA